Molecule: messenger RNA, 3169 nt
Organism: Alligator mississippiensis (American alligator)
Lineage: Eukaryota; Metazoa; Chordata; Crocodylia; Alligatoridae
Gene: PRADC1
Product: protease associated domain containing 1
Exons: 5
Coding region: 353-901 (182 amino acids)
Source: RefSeq, a predicted model, not a curated record
CACAUUGUUUGGAUCUAAUGGAUGGGGCCACCAGAUUUCGCUUCCCCUCUCCGCCUAUGAAGCGGUGCUUUUCGGCCUGCCUCAGGGGCGGAGAAGGGCAAUAAACCGCUGUCACUGCAGCCUCCCGGGAAAUUAACCGGCGUCAUUCCGAAUUGGAACCUUCUUUUGGUUUUUAGCCGCGCCUAUAAUAGAAACAGCGCGGUAGCUCAGAACCUCCUCUCCGCCCCCUCCCAGCCGGGGUUUGACGGCCCGGCGUGGCAGCCAAUGGGCGGCGGGGCGGACGCGCCGCUGCACCAAUAAGCGACGGGGGCGGGCGGCCGGGCGGCCCGGCCAGGGAGGCUGCAGCCGAGCCAUGCUGCUGUGCGCUGUGCUCUACCUCUGCGCCGCGCCGCUGGCGCACGGUUUACGCAUCCACGAAUACUUAUAUUUCCAAGUGCUGAGUCCUGGAGACAUCCGCUACAUUUUCACAGCCACUCCGGCCAAGGAUUUUGGAGGCGUUUUUAACACGAGGUACGAGCAGAUCCACCUGGUGCCGGCCGACCCCCCCGAAGCCUGCGGGGAGCUCAGCAAUGGCGUCUUCAUCCAGGACCAGAUCGCCCUGGUGGAACGGGGGGGCUGCUCAUUCCUGUCGAAGACACGGGUGGUCCAGGAGCACGGCGGGCGGGCGGUGAUCAUCGCCGACAACGCCUACGACAACGACAGCUUCUACGUUGAGAUGAUCCAGGACAGCACCCAGCGCACCGCCGACAUCCCCGCUCUCUUCCUGCUCGGCAGGGAUGGGUACAUGAUCCGGCGCUCCUUGGAGCAGCACGGCUUGCCCUGGGCCAUCAUCUCCAUCCCCGUUAAUGUCUCCAGCAUCCCCACGUAUGAAAUGAUGCAGCCGCCCUGGACCUUCUGGUAGCACGUUGUGAUGGAUCCUGAGGUCGUGGGUGCAGGGACCCCAUCCCACCGCGAGCUCCCUGCGCAUAGGGGGCUUCCUUGGGACUUAUCAACCUGGUGCCUUCGGCUGCAGCUUGCAUCCAACUAAAUUCCAGCCCUUUGGAGGUGCAGCGGGACCUGGAUCACCCACUGCCCCAAUGCCAGAUGCCUUUUGGGGGGUGUUUUCUCGGUUAGGGGGCGACUGGCCCAGACUGCGGCAUCAGGGCUGCCAAAGCUCGCAUCGCUGCUGCCAUGAGCCAUAGCAUUGCAAAUGGGUGCUGCAGACACCAAGCCCCAUGACUCAUGUCAGCAUUGCCCCAUGCUGCCAGGAGGCACCAGAAGGCCUGUGGUUUAUCCUGGCCUGGAGGAUCCAGCCGGCGAGCUGGGUCGAUGCGGAGGGGCUGGGGCAGCGAGGACGCAGCCCUGCACGGGGUUUGUCCCCCGAGGGGAGAGCUCUCGCUGCAACCACGUCUUAGUGCAAAGUGCUCCCAGCAAGCUUAGGUGAGCGGCUUGCCCAGAACUGGACUUGCAUCAAAGGACCAGGGCUCCUGCCGGUUGAGGUAAGACAGCACCAAGGGCCUGGGGAGGGUCACAGGGGCUAAAUUUACCCCCUUUGCCAGCCCACUGAUGCCAUGGAAAUGCCCCUGCUUACACCUAACCUCCAUGAAGCUGGAAGAGAUAGACACAGUGUGGUCCAGACCCCUCCAGGGUGCACAGAGGAGCAUCGGACCACCCUGCAAGCUGCUUUGCAUGCCCAGCCCUGCCCCCUCAUGCCCUGCACCCACUGCUUCUGUCCUCUGGAUCCUUUUCAGCCCAGGACUUGGCCUCCCCUCUGCAGCAGGCUGAGCUUUAGGCACGCUGCUCACUUCUGCACCAGCCCUGUCCCAGGGGCUCCCUGCAUCCUGCAGGUCCAGGAGCUUCCAGCCUCCGUAGCUGCCGGCUCCAUCACUCAUUAAAGGAGCCCUGGCUUCAUCUCCUUGGCAGGACACACCAUCACUGCUGUGCCCUUGUCACAGUCCCGCUCCUCUCCUGCACCGUGGACAUCCUCAGCUUGGUCUGUCCCCAUCCGUGAGCCUCUGAAUGGCUGUGACAUUAUCCGAAGCUGCACUGGAUAAUCCAAAGGGUCCCUUUCCCAGGGCUGAGCAGGGCUUUCCAGACCAGAAGCAGCCAAGCCAGCUCGUCUCCAACAGGAGCCUUCACCCUCCACCCUGUUUCUUGCAUCCCACCUGGGUGAGAUUUGCUGCUCGGCCAUGGCUGGCGAGAGGGGUGGCACCUACACGGCACGCUCCCACCACCUCUGUCCAGGCACGCGGCCUCUGAGCUCUGGUGAGACUGCACAGCCGACCCUGCAAUGGCCUCGCCGGACCCUGGCUCCUUGGUGUGGGCCGAGGUGAUGGAGGGCAGGGAGCCCUUGGCAUGUUUCGUCGAAGGGCCUGGUGCUCCCCGGUCCUUACGGCGGUUUGUGGGCUCCUGGCUCCCACUACCAGUUUCCAUACCCGGGGAAGCAUCUCUGGCUGUGGCUUGGCUGGACAGUGAAUUUUGGAGCUGGGAUGGGGGGGAUUUUGAUGCCUUUUGCUGCUGCCUCCCUGCUCCCAUGUUGAGGUGGUUCUGAUCCAGGGUCCUGGUUUGGGCCUAGCAAUAAUUUGAACCUCCAAGGCUGGAGGUUGCAUGGAAAGGACUUUGCAGAGCACUGUGCCAGGCUGGGUGGGUGGGUGUGGGAAAGGAUGGGAAGAUCUGAGCCUAUUCCCUGCCUACGGCCCCUUUUCCCUUCAGCUCCCAGACCCCAGUCUGGGGUGAGAUACAAGGGGGAUGAUGCACCUUCUAGCAUGGGGAGGCUGGAAGCAAGUAUGGGGGAGAAAGGGGUCCUUGGUGCCCACCCCUCCUCUGCUGGGACCUGACCCAGGUAUUGCACAGCUCCAGAGGCUGCUGCAAGGUCGUGCCGCCUGGACUUUGCACGCAGCAUCCUGUCACCAGGCAGUGCGGGGUGGGGAAGGGGCCGAGAGCCUGACCUGCGCUCUGCAACUCCCAGAGCAGCAUCAGGGCCAAGGGACCGCGAUCUGGGGGAGCAGGAAUUCCCCUCCGCAAGGACCAAGAGCCAUCCCCAGGACGCCCCCCGCUCAGAGGUAUCAGCGACCAACUAGCGUCGGCCUCUCGUGCCAAGCCGAGGUCGCCGGGGCAUUUGUUCUGCAUCGUUUGUACCAGAAACCUCUUUUCUAAUGAAUGUAUUAAAGGUGUCAGCUGUGCAGUCUCA